Molecule: messenger RNA, 6139 nt
Organism: Dermacentor albipictus
Lineage: Eukaryota; Metazoa; Arthropoda; Arachnida; Ixodida; Ixodidae
Product: polycystin-1-like
Molecular function (GO): protein binding
Source: RefSeq, a predicted model, not a curated record
GAAGCACGCGAGCAAUCGAACGAGCAAGCAAAGGAAUGCGCUGGAGCCCAACGCUUCUUUGGCUCGCCGUGGUGUGCUGGCCGGCCGCGGUCGUGUGGACGCUGGAGACGCGCAACGUGUCACACCCGAUUCGCGGCAGCCACGCGAGGGCGUCGCGGUUCCGGCCUGCCCCGGUGCUACGACACGGGUGCGACGGGACGCAGCUCGAGUUCGCCGACACCUGCGACUACGACGGAAGUCGAUGGAGCAGCAACGACGACGCCUUCCAAAUUGUGCCCGCCGAGAGGUUCCAGCACGCGCCUAUCAGAGCCCGCAUCGACAGCUUCGAGGCAAUUAUGUUGGCGCAGCCCCAGUACGUCGAUAUAUCGUUCUAUGAUGCGUACUACACCUGGGGCGAUGUCCUCUCUGUUCCUGGGCCGUCUGCUUAUGAAAAGGUUCCGGGCAAAGACUUCAACGUACGACUAUCGAAGGUCAUCAACGACACGGAAAGGAACUACCUCAGCCGGACACUGAACCACACGUACGCGUUUUCGGGCGAGUACUACCUCACGGCGGCCCUGCAGAAUCGGACAAGCCGCGACAUCGAACGAGUCAGCGUUACCAAGAUCACCGUUGUCGACGAGGCGCACCUGUGCAGGCCUCGGCUUCAAGUGGACGGCCUGGGCCCGUGUGGCCGUCCGCUCCCGGUGAGCGCACAGCGACCCGCGCUCAUGUGGGUGCGCUCGGGAGUGUCCGGGCACUGCAGCCGACCACUGGUGGCGCGCACCGGCGUGCAGUUCGUGGUGCUCUACGGGCGCGACCAAGGUCAAGCGCCGGUAGUACAAUGCAGCGGCAGCACGGGUCCUCUGGAGUCGUGCGCGCCGGGGAAUUCGCCGCCCGACUGCACCUACAAGGUCACCGUAGACAAGAGCUGCCUGCGCCAGGGCGAAACGGCCAAGGUGGUGCUGCGCCAGAUGUGGCGCGGCAAGACGGACGUGCUGAUCGAGGCUGUGGCCGUCGGCUACCUGACCGCGAGCAGCAGCGCCCUGCAUGCCUCCAUCGACGGCGCGCCGCUGGUCGCCCUGUCCGACGUCGAGACGCUAGUCCUCAACGGCAGUGGUUCUCGACACCUAGAGAAGCCCGGUCAAGCACUGGCAUUUAGUUGGAGCUGCGACCAAUGCGACAAGAACGAAUCCCUAUACCAAGCAUUCAUCAAGAAGCAACCGGACCAGGAGGUUAUCGAGGUCACGGACGAGCUGCAGUAUGGCUCGACUCAAAUACUCAACUUCGUGCUUCGCGUGAGCAGUGAUAGCGACAACGACAGCGCCACAAUCCGCGUGCGCGUUCCCGGAGAUCAGGACGACAUGAUGGCGCUGUCCUGCCCUUGCUGCGAGUUCGGCGUUCUGAGCAGCGAGGACCUGGUGGUGGAGGCCCGGCCACAGCGCACCAAGUUGUGGAACACCAGCUACCCUCUGGUCACGUGGCAAAUACGCGGACCCACGGCUCAGGACGCAGGCGUGCACCACGUGCCACCCGGCUGCAUCGUCGAGCAGCGCGGGGCCGUGCUGCUGAUGCCAGCCGGGUACAUCACCAGGUCCGGACCACACAACAUCAAGGCGAGCGCAUGGAACCAGAGGCCCCAGGCGGAGGUACAUUUCGUUCUCACGCACGAGCUUUUCGAGGGCCAGGGUUUGAGAGAGCAGAGUAACCUCCCACCGACGAAAGGUCACUGCCAGGUGAAUCCGAAGAAAGGCGUAGCCGUCAAGACCAUCUUCCACGUCGGUUGCACAGGCUUCGCAGAUCCCGAGGGAGGCUCACUAAGCUACGGCUUCUACUUCUGCAGUCACGCACCCAACAGGCUCAAGGACGUGGAGGGCAGACGCCCAAAGCCGUGGCAUUCGUGCACGCACAUAAAGUCUAGCCUCGACAACGGCACCUUUGCGGGUGUCCUGCCGGCUGGGAACUCGACGGCGGCCACCACCGACUGCUCUGUGGUCGUGGUCGUCAACGACAACGUCGGGCAGUACGUCUACGACCUGCUAGCAGUGACCAUGGAAAUCGGCUCUUGCAGCGACAUCACGCUGGAGACCGUCGACGACUAUGCCAGGCAAAGCCAGCAGAACAGCCCCGACGCCAUACUCUCCUACAUCAAGAGUUCCGCCAUGUUGUUCAACUCGGAGUUUUACAAACGAUGCAACCGUCCCGGCAGCACCACUGGGACCACAAAUUUGAGCCGCGACGCUGACGUCUUCGACGACUACAUCGGCUAUCUGAAGAACAGCCCCUUGACCACUGAGAACGAACUUCACAAUGCGAUCAGCGUCCUCCAGCUGCUCAUCCCAGACAACAACUCCGCCACGACAAAAAACUUCACAGAUGCGGUGAUUGAGCUCAUGGCUGACUAUGCCAGCGCCUUCUCCAAGCUGACUUCAAUUGAGAGCAACUGGAGGAUCGCGGACCUGACUGCCACCAUUGGGAGAGAACUUAUUGAUGGACUGGCCGCACUGCUUGAUCUCAAGGCCCCUACCCCUCAGGAACUACCAGUAGAAGUACCAGGCGAUUUCCAUCCCGAUUCCGAGUGCGGAACUGUGGCGAAACUGGUACGCAGUGUGGCCCGAGUAGCCGCGGGUGUGUCACGCGUGGUGGACACCGAGCAGAACGACGCGAAAAUCAACGCCAGGCACUACGAAGUGUGGAUUCGAGAGUCUCAAAGGCGAGGCUUCCUCGGCACAUCCGGCGGCAGCAGGGUUCGCGUCGAAGGCAGCGUCGACGCACAAACGGCCAUAGUGUUUCCGUCUAAUCCAUUUCGAUGUCACGAGACGGCAAAGCUGAUAAACACCCAGGUUGUAGGCGUCGAGGCGGCACGAGGCCCCGCAGAAACUCCCUCCAGCGUCCGUGUGCCUACGGAGAGCUACUUGAAAAGGCCAACACCACUCGACUGGGACGGACACGCGGGCACCUACGAAACAUCGUUCUCAAACGUUUCCAUGCACGUGAUUAACGUGACCGAAGCAGGCGUGUUCCUAAAGAUCGACGUGUUCACCUUCGACGCCCAAACAAGAUUUAUAACCGCCGUCGUCUCUGGUCGACGUCCAUCUAGGUUGGACUUCCUCGAGCAGAACAGGUUUCAUCUUGCAAGCAACGUGCCGCACGAGAACCGAAUCGAAUUUGUCCAGAAGCCUGCUCUGGUCACGGUGGCUGUUAUACCGCUUACUAACAGUUCGAAAGCCAGGUUACUUGACCCGUAUCGCAGGAGGGGUGACGAGAACGGCAGCGCGACUUACACGAUGAAGUCGCACUUCUACAGCUGCCUUUUCUGGAACAACACGGAACAAGCGUACUCGAGUUCAGGAUGCCGCGUUCUCGCGGAUUCUGACGAACAGUUUGUUCACUGCGCUUGCGAGCACAACUCCAUUUUCGCGGGCGGAUUGUUCAUCGCUCCGCACCCGAUCGACUUCACCGAUUUGGGUUCCCUUCUGUUGACCAUGUCGAGAAACAUUGUGAUGGCCGUAAUUAUAUCAGCGGUGUGGCUCGUCUAUUUGCUGGUCAUGGUGUGGGCCGCGAAGCAAGACGCGCUAGACGAAGGCGCCGCGGGCAUAGAGUACCUCACAGAGAACGAGCAGGACGAUGCGUUUGGCUAUCUCGUAUCUGUGUACACGUGGUUCCUCAAGGGCUCUGGGACCACGAGCCGAGUGCUUCUCGUUGUCCACGGGUCUGACGACGAAUCCCGUGAAGUGGUCCUUCGCGACGGCGCGCGAAACCCAUUGGCGCUUCAGGCCGGUGGCCGAGACUGGUACUUUCUAAGCCAUCCGUCAAGCCUUGGAGAUGUUGAAGCCAUUUCUUUGACCCUGGAGCUGAAGGGCUACGCGAGCUCCUGGUACUUGAGCACAGUUGUCGUGAGGGACCUUCAAACGGCCUCACAGGUGGUUUUCAUCGUCGACGACGUGCUGACCCCGGACGCGUACAAAGGAGCUUCGACCUUUACCUUCCACGUUGCCGAUGAGGGGAGUCUUCGCAACCCGUGGCGAAUCUUCACCGCCAGAAUCAUCCGCUACUUUCGCGAGGAGCACCUCAUCUUCAGCAUUUUCAGCCGCUUGCCGACCAGCAACUUCACUCGCAAGCAGCGUGCCUCGCUGGCCCUGCUGCUCGUCACCACGGGCAUGAUGGUCAGCCUCAUGUUCUACGGCCUGGACGCCGACGAAGAGGAAUACUUCAACUGGCGUUUCUUGUACACACUACUCGAGUUACCAACGCGGCGCGAGCUCGUCAUUGCCCUGCAGUCAACGAUCCUCGUCACACCGUUCGCAUUCCUGGUCGUCUUUCUCUUAGAGAAGUCCCGGCCUCUGGCAUUUCGACGAAAGCCUACAGUGCCCAAGGUGUACGUCGAAGACGUAGUAGAAGACUGGGUUCACGACACGGACACGUCUACCGGUUCAGCCAAAAUGGGACAGGUGCCCAGGGAGCGUCUUACGAGCAGCGUGCAGCUGCCGCUGUUCCCAACCUGGGUCUCCGUAUUCGCCUGGCUCCUCUGUUUAUCCGCUUCCCUGGUAGCCUCGGUGCUCGUCAUACUCUACGGCCUGACGUACGGUUACCGUCGAAGUCUGUCGUGGGUGCGCUGCAACUUCAUCAACAUUUUCCUGGGUGAAUUUGUGGUGAGCCCGCUCAAGAUCCUGUGCCUUUCGGCAAUCAUGGCUUGCGUGCUGAAGGCGCCUGUAGAGAUGGAGAAUAUACCGGUGCGCUUUAUCGAAUAGUCGCUACAAUCGAUUUUUGGGAGUGACUCGGACACAAGAUUUCAGUAUAGCUGCCUGUUGCGAAUCAUGUGACUAUGCUGGAAUCACGGAUCGUUCUUUCCCUCGAUUCGCCUUUUACAGUGCACUAGGCAAACACUCAAUGGAGCAGCAUGCAUUGUCUUCGCUUGAACAUACAUCCUACGAACGUUUCAAUAUUUGAAUUGUGCUGCACUAUGGCCGACGUAGCCGUGGCUAAGCUCAAUCUGUGGACACGCAACAUAUUCGCUUAAACUCGGGACAGUCGCACAACUCAUGUGGUACACCGCAUUACAGGCAGCUAUUUUGGUGACCAAAUUAUGGAUAUCUUUCUCUUGGCUGGCAAUAAUAAAAUAUAUUGAUUUAAAUGUUCUUAGGGGCUGCGCUAGAAGGAGACUGCGAGACAUUUGUCUUCAACUAAAUGAACAUUUAUUGCAAGAGUGACAUCAUGUUAGGACUAAGUAAAUUGAUAAAUAAAAAGCAGGGAGUGUAACCAGGACUCAGCCCGGUUGGCUACCCUCUAUUGGGAAGGAAAGAGGGCUGGAAACGAAUAGGAGAAGUAGCGAAAGUCCACUGCGGAUAUCGAAGACGUGGUAGCAGUUGUCUGCUAUAUAUCACUGACCAUCACUCAUACGGAAUCUCAGGCGGCCACUUAAUGCCGUAGCUUUCCAAGUUCGCAGCAGCGCUUUUGUGGCUUUUGGUAGCUGCGACAUGCGAGGCGAUAGUCCCAAGAACUUGUUCAUGGUGAACGGUUUCUUAUCUAACCGAUUUAGAGCUGUGCAGAGGUCGUCUUCCAUUUCUAAAAGAUAGGCAAUAGCGCAGUAGGUGUUCUACUGUGUCCUCGACACCGCAGGCAUUGCACUCGACGCUAUCAGCCACAUCUAUCACACACGUGUACGCAUUCGUGAAUGCAACGCCCAAGCGUAAGCGGUACAACAUUGUUUCCUCACUUCGCAGGAGUCACCCAAUGUGCGACUUGCUAUAGUGCAGACGAAAGAGAACGUAUAUUAACCCCGUUCGACAGAACGAACAGACGACAGCGAACCAUACCCAUCUGGGGAGUUGUAAAUGCUGCACUUUUUUCGAUAUGCUUACGUAAAAAAAACUGCAAUCGCACAAUUAUGUAAAACGUGUGGUAAAUGAAUUUAUCUUUCUAGGUUUCCAGUUGAGCGCCCAGGAACGCAAACUCAUAACCCAUUGAUGCUAGCACCACUUCUGUUUUAUUCGUCCUCAAAUCUUCUCAAACAACAAAGGUGUUCCACUUUCACCUGCAUUAUUUGACGCGAACUUCUUGGAGCUCUGUUAAGUGCAACGCACAUUAAUUGUUAGAAAUGGUUGGUGAGGAGUACCGAGUAAGUAGGGCUAGCUGCCACUUCGCGACUCGCAAAAAAGUG